AGAUCACGUGAGAGGUCACGAAGAUUAUUAACUAUUGUCUGGUCGCUGCAGGAACGUGUGUUGGGUAUUCUCAUCGUGGGAGUCGUGAAAGCGGAGAAACGACUGCACGGGGAUCGAGAAAUGAGUUGGAAUCUGAGAAUAUAAUGGAAAGUUUGUCUGUUUAGUAAACAGUUGCCUUUUUGAUCGAUUUUCUUCAUUAGCCAUGAGGUUAUAGGGACUAUACACUACUGGUCGUGACCGUGCUAUAUUUAGCAAUAUGUUGGGUAGAACUUACAAUCGCAGACGCUGCACAAUGGCGCAAUUGAUUUUACUCUGUUUCUCACUUUUUUGUCGACUACAAUUUGUACAUUUGACGUCGUAUAGUGAGUAUGUCUCAAUUGAAGUAGUGGUUUUGUUGCAAGUGUUGUAUGAUGGGCAAAAUUGAGAAUUCUAUUUUUGUUUGCCAAUUAAAGUAAGCACUUUUAUGAAAACCACCUUGUAAACCGAUUGGAGAGCAUGCACGUUUUCCGGAAAAUUAGUGCUGUGUAGAGACGGGGAGGGACCGUCCUUUACUUCAUUGUUGCACAGUCUUAUAUAAAGUGAGAUAAGUCGUAGCUUGAGGUAUAUUCUGGUCAAAUCAAGGUAUCGAGAUGAACCCGCUUUUGGUCUUAUCUAUUUGGAUUGUGGCACUCGUGCCAACACCGACGUCUGCGAUUCCAAUUUUCAACGAUGUGCCAACGAAAACGAGUCUUACAGAUGAGAGUCCUUCUGUUGGUGGAGCCAUGAACUUGUCUCUGCCUGUGUCGAAACGAUCAAUUAAGAGCAGUUGCUGUACUCAAGAUUCCUAUACUCCUUGGAGAGAUCAGUUAACCUUUGGCACCGACCCUAUAGACAGAGUUCUGUGUCCUUAUGUCAUGAAAUGUCAUUGUAAUCCGGAUCUUGUUCCAUCUCAGUACUGGGUAGCUGAACUUAGGACAUCGAAUGAAGAGACGUUGUGCGAGAAGAUGUUUACGAAUGCCCACUGCCAACCCAUGAGCUCUGUCGUCGGCUUUAUUGCUAAGAAAGGUGCAGACGGUAAAGAUAUCGUCGACUGCGCGUCUACCAAACCAGGAUUGAAGAAGAUCGUUGCUUCCUUUAUCUGUAUGGCCGACAGCAAAGAAUUAACGUUCAGGCCGCGGAUUAAUUAACCGACUGACAUUAGAUGUUUGAGACACGAUAUUUUAUUCGCUUAUUCCGAUGUAUUGACAGAAUGUUAAGUGUUGUAGACAUUUUAUACCAGAGUCUAUUUUAUGUGAAAUAUAUAUAAUACAAUGUUUUUCUACAAUA
Messenger RNA from Corticium candelabrum, 1305 nucleotides. RefSeq lists its product as uncharacterized. The record is from RefSeq and is a predicted model, not a curated record. Bases 630 to 1166 code for a protein of 178 amino acids. The transcript is spliced from 3 exons. NCBI's taxonomy places the organism in Eukaryota, Metazoa, Porifera, Homoscleromorpha, Homosclerophorida, Plakinidae.